UUUUAAAAAAAAAAAUUAUUGAAGAGAUGACAUGCCAGAGCUUAGUAUUAACUCGAAAAACUAACAUUUUGUUCGUAAGAAGCUUUACAAUUUUGGUACUAAUAUGGAUAGUUAUGAAGCCAGAAGUUUGUUUCUCUAGUGUCCUGUCUUCAUUGAAGGCUCUUCAUCUACAAGGCUAUAUAACUUUUGAAAACAAUGAAUUUGCAUCCCGAGAUUUUGGGAAUCAAAUUCAUUCACAUCCUUUAGCAGUAGUACAUCCGAAAUCUGUUACUGACAUUUCAGAGAUAGUAACACAUGUCUGGCAAAUGGGCCCGGCCUCAGAACUGACCGUGGCAGCAAGAGGCCACGGUCAUUCUCUUCAAGGCCAGGCCCAAGCGCGUGGAGGAGUUAUAAUCAAUAUGGAAUCAUUACGGCAGGAUCAAGAAAUGCAAGUUUACUACAGAGGAGUACAAUUCCCUUAUGUUGAUGUCUCAGCUGGUGAAUUGUGGAUAAACAUAUUGCAUGAGACAUUGAAAUAUGGAUUAGCACCAAAAUCUUGGACUGAUUAUCUACAUCUUACUGUUGGAGGUACUCUGUCUAAUGCUGGAAUCAGUGGACAGGCAUUUCGUCACGGCCCUCAAAUCAGUAAUGUCCGCCAGCUGGAAGUUGUAACAGGAAAAGGAGAAGUCCUAAUUUGUUCACAAGAACAGAAUGCUGACCUCUUUCAUGCUGUUCUUGGAGGACUUGGUCAGUUUGGCAUAAUAACUAGAGCAAGAAUCUCACUCGAAAGAGCCCCGAAAAUGGUGAAAUGGAUAAGAGUGUUGUACUCUGAUUUCUCAACAUUUGCUAGAGAUCAAGAGCGUUUGAUAUCUGCAUCGAAAACAUUUGAUUACAUAGAAGGCCUUGUGAUUAAGAACAAAACAGGUCUACUGAAUAACUGGAGAACAUCUUUUGACCCUCAAGAUCCUGUUCAAGCAAGCCACUUUGUAUCAGAUGGAAGAACACUCUAUUGCCUUGAACUAACCAAAAAUUUAUACCCCGAGAAUUUCGAUACAGUAAAUCAGGAAAUUGAGGACUUAUUAUCCCAACUAAGUUAUAUUCCAUCAACACUUUUCAUGUCAGAAGUUCCAUACAUAGAUUUUUUGGACAGAGUUCAUGCAUCAGAGCUAAUACUUCGAUCGAAAGGACUUUGGGAUCUUCCACAUCCAUGGCUAAACCUUCUAGUCCCUAAAAGCAAAAUACAACACUUUGCUAAUGAAGUUUUUGGCAACAUACUAAGUGAUACCAACAAUGGACCUGUUCUUGUCUAUCCAAUUCAUAAAUCAAAGGUGGAUAACAGGACUUCAUUUGUUUGUCCAGAUGAAGAUAUUAUCUAUCUUGUGGCCUUUUUAUCCCAUGCAAAUCCUUCAUCUAAUGGAACUGACAGUUUACAACAUGUUUUAACUCAAAACAAAAGAAUUUUAGACUUCUGUGAGGUAUCACACCUUGGAGUCAAGCAAUAUUUGCCUCAUUACACAACACAGGAACAAUGGAGGACACACUUUGGUCCAAAAUGGGAAGUUUUUGUACAGAGGAAGUCUGUUUAUGACCCUUUAGCUAUGCUUGCUCCUGGACAGAAUAUUUUCCAAAAAGCAGUAUCAGUUUCAUAACAAAUGUUGUUAUUUGAAACUGAUAGCAACGGCUAAUUCUACGUUAGGUAAAUAUGCAGCACGAUCGAAUAGAAAAUGAAUACUACUUGGUUGUAGCCAAUGUAAAAUGUGAAUAAUAGCUAUUAACUUCAUAUAUUUCUUAUGCCUUUUCUGCACAUGUAAGUUUAAGAGAAGGCUAGCUAGAUUCAGUAGCACUUCAAG
This is a messenger RNA of Solanum verrucosum, 1829 nucleotides long. RefSeq names its product cytokinin dehydrogenase 6-like. The record is from RefSeq and is a predicted model, not a curated record. Lineage: Eukaryota; Viridiplantae; Streptophyta; Magnoliopsida; Solanales; Solanaceae. Gene Ontology annotation, molecular function: cytokinin dehydrogenase activity; FAD binding. Bases 27 to 1628 code for a protein of 533 amino acids. Gene Ontology annotation, biological process: cytokinin metabolic process. The transcript has 5 exons.